AUGGCAGCUGUAGCGCUGGAACACUCAGAUCUGGAACGGCAUCAGGUUGACAUGAUGCGUCAGCAGCGACGCUUGUGGGUGGAGGGUCGUUUUUGCGAUGUCGCGCUCCGGAGCCGUGACGGCAAGGAACAUCGAGCGCAUGCGUCGGUACUCUGUGCAGCCAGCACCUUUUUCGAUUCUCUCCUGGGAGGGUCGUUCCUUGAAGCAGACCAAGUGCAACUAGGUCAGCCAGUGGAAGUUGCUGCUUCCGAUGCAACCGUUCAUGCCCUGCUUGAGUACAUCUAUGGCGGGCAGCCGGAAGUGCCAUGGGAAGAUUCGAUUGAGUUGCUCCGACUGGCAGAUGCCUAUCACUUGCCAGCCUUGGCAGCGGCAGCCGAGGCAGGGCUCCGUGCCUCUUUGGACAACCACCAAGGCACAGCAGACAUCGCGGACCUAGCUUUGAAGAUUCUGCGGCAGACUCAGGGCCUCUACGGUUUGAGGGCUGCAUGCGAGGUGAAAGUUGCUGCCCACUUCGUGGCUUGCAUGCAGCACCCAGAUUUUCUGAAGUUAAGUGGUAGCCAGUUGGCGAAAAUCUUGGAAAGUCCCGAUUUAAGCGUCCCUCGCGAGGAAGAGGCGUUGAAGGGCCUCAUGAAAUGGCUCAAGGGCUCCAAAGAUAGGGCCGAUGUCUUUGCAGUGCUGUUGCGAAAUGUGGAUUUUCGAUCAAUCUCCUUUGGAAAUUUGGCUCGGACGCGCGAGUUUGCUUCAUCGAUGGGCCCCAUUGGAGAUGACCUGCAAAGGGAAGUGGAUGAGGCCUUACUCGCUGGCAAGAAGCGAAGCCAGCUAGAAACCCCAGAUUCCUUCCGACCCAAGAGGCGUUGCUUCCAACGCUGGUCGCCCGAGUUGGGCGCCAGCUGCGAAGGUUCUGUGCGGAGAGUAGUAUCCACAUCUUUCAGUCCCGAGUCUUUGUCUCUUCAUGAAGAUGCCAUUUACGCUGAUCAGGGUGACAUCGUCCUUUGUUGGAAACCUGGUGACGUUAGCCCUCGAGUUGUUGCAGGCCAGGGUUGGAGAGCGGAUGGCAUCAAGCUUUCGGAGUCUUGCCAUGUGUCUGUCUCUCCGAGUGGCCCAAUUAUUGUAGCUGAUUUGAAGAAUCGGCGGCUGGUCAGCAUCGAAGAUGGUUUUGGAAAGCUGGUGCUUGCUGAUGUGGAGAACUUGCGCAGUGUGUUUUGCUCGCCCAAUGGAGUCAUCUACGUUCUGAAUUGCAGGGGAAGAGCCGUGCAGAAGUUGGUCGGCGCAACGCUUGAACCAGUAUUCCUCAGUGAGCAUUUGCCAUCGGGCCUUCAAUUUGUGGCGUCCCGCCUGUUCGUGACGAGUGAAGAGGUGAUCUAUCUCAGCGACCAUGUCAACCGCCGCGUUCUGCGCUUUAGUCUGGGUGACACCACACCUGUCAUAGUGGGCCAGGUCCCCGACGAGAACUCCAAUCUGCAGGGGCUGUAUGUGACCGAAGAUGGGACGAUCUACGCUGCUGACUCAGAACUGGAGCGUGUGUGGGCUUUCCAUCCAGGCAGCACGGCGCCCAUCGAAGUCGUGCGGUGUCCGACUGAUGCGUGGCCUUGGACAGUCCUUGUCCACGACCAGUUGCUGUAUGUUAGCCAGAACGGGGGAGAGUGGGGCAGAGGCAUCUAUGAAUAUUCGUUGCCUCCGGCGUUGCAGCUGGAGUGA
This is a messenger RNA of Symbiodinium natans, 1698 nucleotides long. Lineage: Eukaryota; Dinophyceae; Suessiales; Symbiodiniaceae. The record is from the annotation of a GenBank genome assembly.